Molecule: messenger RNA, 802 nt
Organism: Nicrophorus vespilloides
Lineage: Eukaryota; Metazoa; Arthropoda; Insecta; Coleoptera; Silphidae
Gene: Eaf6
Product: chromatin modification-related protein MEAF6
Exons: 5
Coding region: 120-683 (187 amino acids)
Cellular component (GO): NuA4 histone acetyltransferase complex
Source: RefSeq, a predicted model, not a curated record
AGAUUGAACAAUGAGUAUAAAACAAUAAAAGCUAAAGAAAAUGCAAAGUAAUAUUAUUUGGUGCAGUUGCAAUUUAACUUACAGGUUGUUUAUAUUUUUGUUAAUCAGAGCAAUUUAAAAUGUCUUCUAAAGGAGUAUCAACAAUUGAUGCAAGAAAUGAACUUGCUGACUUGGUUAAACGUAAAGCCGAAAUUGCUGAAACCCUGGCUAACUUAGAGAAGCAAAUAUAUGCAUUUGAAGGAUCUUAUUUGGAGGACACACAACUGCAUGGAAAUAUUAUUAGAGGAUGGGAUCGAUACUUGUCAAGUAACAAAACAACAAAUUCUAAAGCUGAUAAACGUAAUCGAAAGUUUAAGGAAGCUGAAAGAUUGUUUUCAAAGUCUUCCAUCACUUCUAUGGCCGCUGUCAGUGGAAUUGUUGAUUCUAAUCCAGAAAAAAAUGAUAGACACAGUGAUACAGAGUCACAAACUAAUGAAGACUCCAGCGAUACUAAUAUUGCGCCUGUUUUGGCAAAUCACAUAGAUUCAGGCAUUAAAACGGCUGGUAAACACUCAACAAACCCUACCAGCAAUGGCACACAAAAUGGACUAGAUAGAUCUAGUCCUGGACGUGAUAUUUCUGCAAAACAGAAGAGUUUUAACAAUAGCGCAAAAAAGAAUAACAAAAAGGCAAGGCAUAGGUAAAACUAUAUGAACUUGCUAAAUUUAAAGCUUAAGAUGUGUAGCUUUGAUUCAGUCAAGCCAUUUUCUCUCUUCAUUUAUAUGGUCUAUUUCAGGAUAUUUUAUUUGUCUUUGUGUGUUAA